UCAAUAAACCGAGUCUUUGCACAAUGAAAAGAGAGAUUCAUCAGAGAGAGAGGCGGAACAGGACGAAAGUGAGAAAGCUGAAGCAAUCGUGAAGCUCUCUCUCGAGUCACUCCUUUCGCUCUAACGGGACACGUCUUCGAUUACCUUUGUUAGGGUUUUCUUUGUCGUCUGCGAAUUCUUCACACAAUAAUGCAUAAGUUGAGUAGAAGCAACCGCGACAAAGUUCAGCAGUUCGUUGCCAUCACAGGAGCUAGUGAGAAGAAUGCUCUGCAGACUCUUAAAUCAAGCGAUUGGCAGCUUGAAGCAGCUUACGAUGUGUUUUACAGCAAGCCACAGCCUAGAAGCAAUAAUGCUGCUGGUGUUAGACGCUUGCAGGAGCUCUACAAUAGAUAUAAAGACCCGUAUUCUGAUAUGAUUCUAGCUGAGGGUAUCUCUGUUCUCUGUAGUGAUCUUCAGGUGGAACCCCAAGACAUUGUCACGUUGGUUCUUUCGUGGCAUAUGAAUGCUGCUACAGCGUGUGAAUUUUCCAAGGAGGAGUUUGUUGGUGGGUUACAGGCGUUAGGCGUAGAUUCCAUUGGGAAGCUGCAGGGGAAGCUCUCAUUUAUGCGUUCCGAGCUUAAAGAUGAACAAAAGUUUCAUGAAAUAUACAACUUUGCUUUUGGGUGGGCGAAGGAGAAGGGUCAGAAGUCUCUUGCUUUAGAUACAGCGAUUGGGAUGUGGCAGCUGCUCUUUGCGGAAAGAGAGUGGCCACUGUUAAAUCACUGGUGUGAUUUCUUGCAGGAUCGUCAUAACAAGGCAAUAUCCAAGGACACAUGGGAACAGCUCCUCGAAUUUGCAAGGACGGUGGAUCCAGCACUGUCGAAUUACGAUGCAGAAGGAGCAUGGCCUUACCUCAUCGAUGAGUUCGUUGAGUAUUUGUAUGACAAGAGCAUUGUUGAAAAGUAAAUUGUCGUCAACUGAGACAAGUAAUCAGCUCUAUUUUACAAUGUUCCAAAUCUCAUUAUUUUUUUUUACACUAUACUUUUAUGUCUCUUGUCAGUCUUCAUAUUUGUUCUGCUCUUC
Molecule: messenger RNA, 1062 nt
Organism: Raphanus sativus (radish)
Lineage: Eukaryota; Viridiplantae; Streptophyta; Magnoliopsida; Brassicales; Brassicaceae
Exons: 11
Coding region: 190-945 (251 amino acids)
Biological process (GO): protein neddylation; positive regulation of ubiquitin-protein transferase activity
Cellular component (GO): ubiquitin ligase complex
Molecular function (GO): cullin family protein binding; ubiquitin-like protein binding; ubiquitin conjugating enzyme binding
Source: RefSeq, a predicted model, not a curated record